Molecule: messenger RNA, 1335 nt
Organism: Zingiber officinale
Lineage: Eukaryota; Viridiplantae; Streptophyta; Magnoliopsida; Zingiberales; Zingiberaceae
Product: TLC domain-containing protein 4-B-like
Exons: 10
Coding region: 396-1199 (267 amino acids)
Biological process (GO): lipid homeostasis
Cellular component (GO): membrane; endoplasmic reticulum
Source: RefSeq, a predicted model, not a curated record
UUUUUCUCUUCCAAAACCAGUACUUUUCCCCCCUUUUUGGUGGUCUGAGAUAUGCUUUGCGAUGAAGAUGAUGAUGCAAGUUUGGUCUUUGAGAUUGUGGAUGAUGGUUUUAUAGUGAGAUUGUUUCGGAAAGGCUGUUGCUUUAGUCUUAUUGUGUGGCCUGGUGCCCUAGUGCUGAUCAAAUGAUUGAAAAAGAAGGAUUUUGCUAGUUUGUUUUCCACCGCUUUUGAUCUAGUUUGUUUGGAGGAUUUGGAAGAAUAAAAUUCAGGUAGCCACCUUCAAAUAAGGCUCACGGUUUGUUGUCGUCGUCGUCGUCAUCAUCAUCAUCAUCAUCAACUGGGAGGCUUGAUCUCAUUUUUUCUCAUUAAACUAGGGCUUGUUCAGCAGUUUCUAAGAUGAUAGCAGAGAAGGCCUACAUUUACCGCGUCGACCAGCUGGUUAGAAACUACUUGCUAGCAGAUCCUGUUGUCCCAUAUACCUCUAUAAUUGCAGGCAUCUUCAUGUCCAAAAUGGCAUAUAAUGCUACCAAUUCGAUUAGUUCUUCUUACUACAAAGGAUUUUCAUCUCUCAAAAACAUCCAGCAAGUCGAGUGGAACAACAGGGGAAUGUCUAGUGUACAUGCUGUUUUCAUCACGGCGAUGUCAAUUUAUUUAGUAUUCUUCUCAGAUCUCUUUGCAAAUCGCCCGGAUGGCCUCAUCAUAUUUAGAAAUUCAAGCGUCUCUAAUUUUUCAUUGGGGAUCUCGAUCGGGUACUUCAUUACAGAUCUUACGAUGAUUUUCUGGCUAUAUCCUUCCCUCGGUGGAAUUGAGUAUGUUCUCCAUCAUUUACUAUCGAUAAUAGCAGUUUCUUAUGCUAUUUCGACUGGAGAAGGGCAGCUAUACACAUACAUUGUCCUCAUUUCCGAAGCCACCACUCCCGGGAUAAAUCUACGAUGGUUCCUCGAUACCGCUGGAAUGAAAAAUUCAAGGGCAUAUACCAUCAAUGGUGUGAUGAUGGUCGUUGCAUGGCUAGUGGCAAGAAUACUGCUGUUCAUCUACUUGUUCUGUAACCUAUAUUUUUACUAUGAUCAGAUCGAGCGAAUGCACAAAUUUGGCUACUUCCUUACUUUCAUGGUGCCGACAACGCUGUUUAUCAUGAAUGUGAUGUGGUUCAGAAAGAUCAUAAGAGGACUUGUAAAGAUGUUAACCAAGCAGCAAUGAGUUUCGGUGUCCAGAAGUUCGCCGGAGAAAAAUGUAUCGACAAUCGCGGAUAGUUUGACCACUUUAUUUCUCUACUCCAGUAAGUGUAAAGCUACAUAGUUUGCUGAAAUGAAGUUGCUCAAACUGAAUCACACUA